Molecule: messenger RNA, 1271 nt
Organism: Tripterygium wilfordii
Lineage: Eukaryota; Viridiplantae; Streptophyta; Magnoliopsida; Celastrales; Celastraceae
Product: metacaspase-1-like
Exons: 5
Coding region: 19-1086 (355 amino acids)
Biological process (GO): proteolysis
Molecular function (GO): cysteine-type endopeptidase activity
Source: RefSeq, a predicted model, not a curated record
GUCCGAGUCAAGUGAAAAAUGUUCAAUAAGUAUCCAACCAAAUGCAACAACACAGAACUUCAAAGACAUGAAAUUCCAAAUUCAUCAUCGUCGUUGUCAUCAACAAAUCAACAACCUCGUCGAAGCACGACGAAGUCAUCAUCAUCAUCAGGUAACAAUCAAGAAUGUCGCCGGGCCGAGUUUAAAUCAAAAGGCAGCAGUAGUAGUAGUGACAGCGUGCAACUAACUGAUCAUCAGCAAACGCCGAGAAAGCGUGCGCUGCUUUGCGGAGUUAGUUACAGGGAGCGCAAAUUCAAACUCAAGGGUACUAUCAAUGAUGUUAACAACAUCAAAUCUUUGUUGACUGAAACUUUUCAUUUUCCAUCCGAGAAUAUCAGAGUCCUCACAGAGCAAGAGAAAAAUAAAGACAAGAGUCCGACCAAGAAGAACAUUCAGAAAUAUUUGAAAUGGCUUGUGGCCGACUGCCAGAAAGGGGACUCACUGGUGUUCUACUUCUCCGGGCACGGGCUGCGACAACCCGAUUUCAACCAAGAUGAGCAAGACGGGUUCGACGAAACAAUCUGUCCAGUUGAUUUCAUGGAAGAAGGCAUGAUUCUUGACAACGAAAUUAAUUCCACCAUUGUUCAGCCUCUCUCUGAGGGUGUCACACUACAUGCAAUUAUCGAUGCUUGUCAUAGUGGAACCAUGCUCGAUCUUAUACAUAUCUACGACAGAGAAAAGAAGAGGUGGACAGAUAACCGCCCUCCAAAUCAAUCAAUAUGGAAAGGUACAAAAGGUGGAUUAGCAAUCUCCAUUAGCGCUUGCGAAGAUCAUGAAUUUGCUGCUGAUACCGCUGCUUUGAGUGCAGGAGCGACAAUGAAUGGUGUAAUGACAUUCUUUUUAGUACAAAUAGUGAAGGAACAUCGUGGAUUAACUUAUGAAGCUUUGCUCGACUUGAUAAACAAGAGAAUCGAACAAGCUAACUUAGAAGGUUGUGCUCUAGCCAAGUUAAUCAGAAAAUUGUUUCGCGGCAACAGAAUAAUACAGCGACCUCAACUUUCGGCUUCAGAGCGCUUUGAUGUUACGCAAAAACAUUUUGAUUUAUAGCCACAAAGCUUCUCAAGGGUCUCUCCAAAGCACCAACCAUGAAGAGGAGUCUCUUCUUGUUUUUCAUUCUGCCAACACAUCUAAUUAAUAACAAUAUUGUGUGUUGGUGUUUGUUAAGAAAGAAAUACAAUAUUUAUAAAGAGUACAAUAAAAGAAAAUAAAAGAUAAAAUCAUGGUCAAAUUUA